AUGACGAAGAAAGGUUUACCGGAGCAGCAGGACCAAUCCCAGGAGGAAGCUCAAGGUCAAUUGAAUCAAAAUGCGGAGAACCAUGAGGGUGACAAUGACAACAACAACAAUAACAUCUUCGACCAAACAUUUACUUCAGAACCUCCGCCAUAUUCAAGCCCCGUGUCCAAUACUGCGAUUCCUCGACGCCCAAUCAGGACAACAUCGUCACCAGCAACAUCUACAUCUACAUCAGCCACAUUCCCGCUCAUCGACUUCUCCAAAUAUACCAUCCCGAACUCAUCGCUUUCCAAGGACGGGUCCACAAUCUCAACCUACCAUCCUGCAUUCUCCACGAAUCCUGCGAGUCUAGUGCGCUUUAUACAGGAACAAGCAGCAUUACCGCCAUUACCGUAUAUCCACAUCCUGAGCGAUGAUAACGGAGGCUUGCAGCGGGAUUUUGACAUCAAGAUCAAUAUGUUGCCAUUGUUUCUGAACCAGACUGCAACAAGUAAUCAGGACAGGUGGAAUUAUGUCAAAUUAGUGGCGGACGGAGAAUCAGCGUAUCGUGGCAGAAGUGAUGCCGGAAUCUCACCAACAGUCAAAGGCGGGUUAGAUGAAUGGGCAAAGAGGUUUUGCAAGGAGGGCUCAGCAGUGAAGUCGUUUACAUUAACCCGCCAACUCUCCAACUGGAACACAAGCUAUAUCGAAGGCCAGAUCCGAAGUUUAAUCGCUUCAACGGGCUACAACAAACCCAUCACCAUCACAUUCCCCGUCAAAUACUCUAAAAUAGUCGUCUACCCGCCCCGCUCAAAUAGUUUUAAUAGCUUUUUUACGACGUUGGUGUCGCCGUUGCUGGACAAGAAGCGUUAUGAGGUUGUUCGUGCCGUGUGGCCGUAUGCUUCUUUACCGCCCGGUCCGGCCGCGAAUCCCAACCGUGUACCCGUGGUGCAGACUGAGGAGAUGUGGUGGGAGGAGUGGAGGGAUGUGCUUCGAUGGGCGAUUUUUAGUAAGAGAGUAUCUGGAUGGGUUUCGGUUGAUGAUAUGUUGGAUUUUAGAAUGGCGCCGACGUAG
This is a messenger RNA of Talaromyces amestolkiae, 1053 nucleotides long. RefSeq lists its product as uncharacterized. The coding region runs from base 1 to 1053 and encodes 350 amino acids. The transcript is spliced from 2 exons. NCBI's taxonomy places the organism in Eukaryota, Fungi, Ascomycota, Eurotiomycetes, Eurotiales, Trichocomaceae. The record is from RefSeq and is a predicted model, not a curated record.